Messenger RNA from Penaeus chinensis, 1573 nucleotides. RefSeq lists its product as uncharacterized. NCBI's taxonomy places the organism in Eukaryota, Metazoa, Arthropoda, Malacostraca, Decapoda, Penaeidae. Bases 1 to 1554 code for a protein of 517 amino acids. The transcript is spliced from 3 exons. Gene Ontology annotation, biological process: proteolysis. Gene Ontology annotation, molecular function: serine-type endopeptidase activity. The record is from RefSeq and is a predicted model, not a curated record.
AUGACUACAUUCAGUACAUGUAUUUCUGACAAGGAUGUACUCGAGACCGGCCGAACACAUUCCCAUUCAUACCAUGCGACGACGGCGCCUCAAGAAUCUAUCACAAGUGACGGACUUCAACCACACACUACAUUCACUACAGAUCCCACAACCAGUACCGAUUCUCCUCCGGCGACGACAGAUGAUGAGGAGAGCGUCAAUGAGGAGAGCGAAAUAGAGGAAAGCGAACAAGCUGGCGAAGUUGUUAGUGAGGCCAGGCCCGUCCUCGACGAUGAGGAUGAGGAGCCGCAGGCAAUGGAUAAGUUAGGGGAUGUCUCGACCACUGAGUUUUAUGAGGCAUUCGCUACCGAAGAACUACAUUCGGUAACUACCGAUUCCACUCAGAUUGCGGUCGACUACCAAGAUGAGGAGAUGCAGGCGGAACAAACUGGUGGGGUUACUCGCCCAAGCAACACCUCAGUCUUCCUCGAGUCGCAGACCACGGAAGGCUUGCUCUCAACUUCAAAUUUCGAUCAGAAUGCCUCCGAUUACCAAGAUGCCGACACGGAAUUGGAACAGCCCGAAGGACCAAGUAUCUUGACUACCACAGUCUUCCCUGAAGAUCCUUUUUCCGAAGAGCAUCCCGCCCCUCUAGACAGUGAAGCCCUGCAGGACACAGAUGCGCCUGUAGUCACCGUUGACGCGGAUUCUCAAGAGGAUUACAACGUGACUCUUUUCCCAGACUCUGCAUUUACUCAUCCGACCAUUGGUGAAGAAUCAGACAGUACCACAAUCUCAUCUGAGCCAUCAACUACCGAAGACUUUAAUCAAGUAACUACAGAUACCAGUCAGGUUGCCUACGAUUACCAGAAUGAAGAAAUAGAAGAACAGCAAGAAGAGACCACAACUCCGGACCUUGCUGAUUUCUUCGAAUCACUAUCUCCUGAAGGAUUACCCUCUGGAACUACAGACCUCAACCAGCUUAUCUCAGAUUUCCCUAAUGAUGAUAUCAAAACAUCCCGGCCGGAGGAGACUACUCUUCCAACCAUAUCUGAAGAAUCAGUUAACAUUACCACCACGACUUUACUUGAGGACCUCACGCCUGAGAACCGUCCCACUCCCUUUGAUUACGAACCCCUGCAGGUCACAGACGCCCCUGUAGUCGCCCUGUACGAUACAACUCAAUUCUCAAAUACCGAAAGCACAAAUGAACCUCAACAGACCACCCCGUUGGCUGGAGACCUCGAGAACCCCGUAACAGAGGUUCCGUCUUCCCUUCUCGGCCAGGAGGAAAAGGAGACGCAGGACCAGCAGGAAGACCCAAGUCGUCCCCAGGUCAUCAAUAGUGACAUUUGUGGCUUCAAAGGCACUUGGAAUCACGUGAUGGAAGCGGCCGCCAAAGAGGCAGCUGGUGGAGUGGCUGUUUCCACGGUGGAGUGGUGCUGGGUGGCGGCCAUCAUGGAGCGGCGAGGAGGGACGCUCGAAUACCUUUGCUCAGGCGCCCUCGUAGAGGCCGACCUCGUCCUCACUGCAGCCUCCUGUCUCAAGAGGUCGGCUCACAGCUUUAAAAAAUAGCCCGAGACCACAUAUUUCA